Molecule: messenger RNA, 1035 nt
Organism: Purpureocillium lilacinum
Lineage: Eukaryota; Fungi; Ascomycota; Sordariomycetes; Hypocreales; Ophiocordycipitaceae
Cellular component (GO): membrane
Source: RefSeq, a predicted model, not a curated record
AUGGCCAUCAACAACGGCAUGGCCACCAUCGCGACCGCGGCCGUAGCGGCCGCCACUGCCACAUCGACCACAUCCGCCGCCGGGCCGCACAAGGACGCGCCACAGGGCGAGUGCUCCCUGCUAGGUCCCUUCGCGCUGAUUGUGCAGGCGGCCUUGGGCGGCCUCGCGCUGCUCUCGCUGGUGUACAAGCGCUGGAGGGAACGCCCGCAACGGCCCCUCAAGAUCUGGUUCUUCGACGUCUCGAAGCAAGUCUUUGGGUCGGUGCUAGUGCACAUCGCCAACAUCUUCAUGUCCAUGUUGACGAGCGGACGCUUCUCGAUCAAGCUGGAGCCCACCGCGGCACGCGUGAUGUCGCGGGCCGAUGAUCCUUACGUCCCCAACCCCUGUUCGUUUUAUCUGCUCAACCUAGCUAUUGACACAACGGUUGGCAUCCCUAUACUCAUCGUGUUGCUACGCAUCAUGACAGGCCUAGUGGCUUUCACGCCGCUCGGCAAGCCCGUCGAGUCCAUCCAGUCGGGCAACUACGGCAACCCACCCAACGCAUGGUGGUGGCUCAAGCAGUCCGUCAUCUACUUCUGCGGCCUAUUUGGCAUGAAGGUCUGCGUCCUCAUCAUCUUCAUCGUCAUGCCGUGGAUCUCCAAGGUCGGCGACUGGGCGCUCAAGUGGACCGAGGGCAACGAGCGGCUCCAAAUCGCCUUCGUCAUGAUGAUCUUCCCCCUCAUCAUGAACGCCCUGCAGUACUACAUCAUCGACUCCUUCAUCAAGAAGAAGGACACCGACGAGCACGAGAGGCUGCCGUCCGAGGACCCGGACGCGUACGAUGAGGGUACCGGUUUGCGCACCCGCGGCCCAGACAGCGAUAUCGACAGCGACGAGGACGAGGACGUCAAGUCAGUCGUCAAAAGGCCCACAUCCACUGCGGCAGAAGAGUAUGACCCAGACGUGGACGGCGAUGCGCCGACCGUCAUCGGCAGCAGCUCUAGCGGCCGCAUCGAACGCAACAAGGUGCCACGGGAACUGUUCCCCAAGGAGUAG